Messenger RNA from Scylla paramamosain (green mud crab), 1024 nucleotides. RefSeq names its product conserved oligomeric Golgi complex subunit 6-like. Lineage: Eukaryota; Metazoa; Arthropoda; Malacostraca; Decapoda; Portunidae. The transcript has 3 exons. Gene Ontology annotation, cellular component: COG complex. The record is from RefSeq and is a predicted model, not a curated record. Gene Ontology annotation, biological process: intra-Golgi vesicle-mediated transport. Bases 188 to 535 code for a protein of 115 amino acids.
CCUCUGAUGAAUGCGAUAAGUGAGAGUGCAACUGGACUGGGUGCAGUGGAGUCUGCUGUGUAUCUGCUCAACUGCUUCCACCAGCUGCACUCUACACUUUCCCUCCUCCACACCACUGGGGAUAAACUAGAGAUGAUCCAGGGACAGAUUGAUGCCCAGCUGGACACACUGAGCCAGGAGCAGAUCAAUGGGGUGUGUGUGUCAUAGCAUGGGAGUGGCCACCAUGUACCCACUGAUCACCAACCCUCCCACCACACCUCUCUCCCAGCACCCAUCGUGUCAGCCUUUGGCCAUACAGGCAUUCAUGACCAAGCUGGAUGGGUUCCUGGCUGCCCCUGACCAUCUCAUGCUGCCCCACACCAGGCUGCUGCUCUCCUCUUCCUUCAGACGGUCCCUGCAACAGCGCACAGCAGAGGCAGUGUGCACAGUUUACAAGCAGCUGCAUGAUAUAGUCCAUAACCCAACCCAUGGCUACACAGACCCCAGUUCCCUCCUGCCCAGUGACCCUGAGACUGUGAAAACCCUCCUCUCCUAGCAGGAAUGCUCUUGGCUGGGUCACUGUUGUUGAUUUGUUGAAGGUUUUGUCCUGUGAGUGGUAGAGUGACAGAAUGCAUUUUUUUUUUUUUUUUGUGUGUGUGUGUGUGUGUGUGUGUGUGGUGAGAGUACUCGUAACAUUAGUUGGGUCAGUCUUUGGUCUUGUUCUUGAAUAUAUUUCUUCUUCUACUUGAUGUAGUUUAAAGAUAUGUUGGUUUAGAUUUUGAUAGAUUUUAUUGUGAAAUCUCUUAUAUAUGUGUGUAUCUCUAUUUCUGUUUGUUUGAUGGCUGUUCCAUUGGGAGUAUUUAUAUGAAAUGUUUACACAACCUAUUUGCUUUGCUUUGACUUGUUUCUUUCUCUUAAGAUUAUCAAUAAAAGUUAACCAUUUAUGAAGUUUGUAUCUAUGAUGCACUGCAAGUUAUCAAAGAGAAACUGUUGAGAGAAACUUCCUGAAUUAGUGUUAAUAAAUACUUGCAUAGUUAAGAGUGAA